CUCUUGUCAUCACAAAAAUGUGGCUGAACGGGAUAGUAUGGCUGAAUGGGGAGAAGGGUAGCUACUUGGUUAAUAAAACAGAAUUUAGUGUCAGAUUGCUAAUUUAUUGAGCUAGGAGUCGGGCAUUUUGAUUGGACAUACUGAAACAAAGAUUAUACUGUGUACCCCUGCAUAAAUAAAGUGUACAAAUCCAGGAAUUUGAUCCUUAAAUAAACAUUCCAAAGGAGAAAAGUGAUGGUUUGGAUCUAGAGCCUGCUAAGAAUUGCCAGAAGGCAACAAGAACUCUUUUGUUAGGUCCUUGUAACUUGAGGGGACUGGAAAGGAGCACCUCCUUCAUACCGCUCAGGAAGGCUGAAGGUUGACUUCUUAGGCUUGAGGAAUAGAAUCAGCAACAGUUGCCUGGAAAGUGGAAGCCCCCAGUCGCAUGUCAAGACCAAAGUACAAACAAAGAGACCCUUAACUGGGGACUCUGGGGAAGAAGUCCACGCCUGUCUGCCCCUCUGCUUCCCGCUGCCUCCUUGCUCCUAGAUUCAUCUCUGCAGUCAGCCCUGCCCCUUUUGCCCACUUUGCAGUGAUAUUACCUGAUUUCCUGUGUUUACACCCCAAAGUGAACCUCCUGGUACUCAAGACCAGCCCAUGGAAGAAUCAUAUGAAGAAGCGGUGGUUAACGUCAUAGAGCAGGAGUGGACAUGUUUGGGUUCCCAACAGCUACCCUGCUGGACUGUCAUGGAAGAUAUGCCCAGAAUGUAGCAUUUUUCAAUGUGAUGACAGAAGCCCACAAGUAUGACUCAGAGGCCACAGGAUCUUCAAGCUGGGAUUUCCAGAGUUCGUUCAGAAGAGAGAAGGUGGAACAGAAGUCCCCAGAUUCUAAGACACUACAGGAAGACUCACCUGGAGUGAGGCAGAAGGUCUAUGAUUGCCAGGAGUGUGGAAAAUCUUUCCGGCAGAAAGGUAGUCUAACAUUGCAUGAGAGAAUCCACACUGGCCAGAAGCCCUUUGAGUGCACCCAGUGUGGAAAAAGCUUCAGGGCCAAAGGCAAUCUAGUUACACAUCAGCGGAUCCACACAGGAGAGAAGCCCUAUCAGUGCAAAGAGUGUGGGAAAAGCUUUAGUCAGCGAGGCAGUCUAGCUGUGCAUGAGAGACUCCACACUGGACAGAAACCCUAUGAAUGUGCCAUUUGCCAGAGAAGCUUCCGGAAUCAAAGUAACCUUGCUGUUCACCGAAGAGUUCACAGUGGCGAGAAGCCCUAUAGAUGUGACCAGUGUGGGAAGGCUUUCAGUCAGAAGGGAAGCCUGAUUGUCCACAUCAGAGUUCACACAGGUCUGAAGCCCUAUGCGUGUUCCCACUGCAGGAAGAGCUUCCACACCAGGGGCAACUGCAUUCUACAUGGGAAAAUCCACACAGGAGAGACACCCUAUCUCUGUGGCCAGUGUGGGAAAAGUUUCACUCAGAGAGGGAGCCUGGCUGUGCACCAGCGAAGCUGCUCGCAGAGGCUCACCCUGUAACCACUCUUCAAAGGAAUUCCUUAGGGAUUAACAAUGCAAAACCCUCUGUUGCCAAGAAGUUUAUCUAAUUCUAUAGGGUAAGUGGAAAUUCUUCCAGAAGGACCAGCAUUUCAUAGGGCAACUGACUUUUUCCCUUCCCCCAAAUGAAUAUGAAAAAUAAAUGUCUUGUUUAUCAUUA
Messenger RNA from Microtus oregoni (creeping vole), 1683 nucleotides. It is a transcript of the gene Znf32, whose product is annotated as zinc finger protein 32. Bases 690 to 1505 code for a protein of 271 amino acids. Gene Ontology annotation, biological process: regulation of transcription by RNA polymerase II. Gene Ontology annotation, molecular function: DNA-binding transcription factor activity, RNA polymerase II-specific; RNA polymerase II cis-regulatory region sequence-specific DNA binding. Lineage: Eukaryota; Metazoa; Chordata; Mammalia; Rodentia; Cricetidae. The record is from RefSeq and is a predicted model, not a curated record. The transcript is spliced from 3 exons. Gene Ontology annotation, cellular component: nucleus.